CUUAAUGACAAUAUUUAUAAUCAUAACUUGGAUAACAGAAAUUUUAUUAGUUUAGUGGCUACUGAUGCAAUUAGUUCUACAAUUCAAUUUCCAAUAAAAUGGAUUGCUGUAGAAAAUAAUGAAAUAAUUGGAUUAUCAAGACAAGAACAAAAAUCAGCUCAACAACAACUAAAAGCUAAGCAAAGAUUUGCAAAAGUAUUUGGCUUCGCAAAAGGAAUGAUAAAUAAAGCAAUUGAAGUAGAUUUAGACAGAAAGUUAAUAACAAUGCUUGAAAGUUUUUAUGAAAAUGAAAUCAAACCGAAUUUGGAGUCUAAUAAUGUAACUUACACAGAUUCUAAUGAAUUUAAUGUGGCUAAUAAAACAAAUAUUAUUAAUUCGAAUGAAGGCAAUCACUUAGAAUACACAGACGAAAAUAAAGUAUCUAUUUCUUCAAGUGAGUUUGAUGAGGAACGAAAGAGAAAAGUUUCAGUUGUUGAAAACCCCAUUCUGAAACGUCAAAAGGGACGUCCUCCAAAAGCUCAUAGAGUCUUUA
Messenger RNA from Racocetra fulgida, 532 nucleotides. NCBI's taxonomy places the organism in Eukaryota, Fungi, Glomeromycota, Glomeromycetes, Diversisporales, Gigasporaceae. The record is from the annotation of a GenBank genome assembly.